This is a messenger RNA of Chionomys nivalis (European snow vole), 363 nucleotides long. RefSeq names its product late cornified envelope protein 1A-like. Gene Ontology annotation, biological process: epidermis development. The transcript has a single exon. The record is from RefSeq and is a predicted model, not a curated record. NCBI's taxonomy places the organism in Eukaryota, Metazoa, Chordata, Mammalia, Rodentia, Cricetidae. Bases 1 to 363 code for a protein of 120 amino acids.
AUGUCCUGCCAGCAGAGCCAGCAGCAGUGCCAGCCUCCUCCCAAGUGUGCCCCAAAGUGCCCUCUCAAGUGCCAGACACCAAAGUGUCCCCCAAAGUGUCCUCCUAAGUGUCCCCCUGUCUCUUCCUGUUGUAGCCUGGGUUCCGGGGGCUGCUGUGGUUCAAGCUCCGGAGGCUGCUGCAGCUCUGGCGGUGGUGGUGGCUGCUGCCUGAGCCACCACAGGCCCCGCAGAUCUCUCCGUCACAGACACCAGAGCUCUGGAUGCUGUAGCAGUGGUGGCAGCAGCUGUGGCAGCAGUGGUUGCUGUGGUGGCAGCAGCGGCAGCAGCUGUGGCAGUAGCCAGCAGUCUGGAAGCUGUUGCUGA